Chinchilla lanigera (long-tailed chinchilla) is the source of this 774-nucleotide messenger RNA. RefSeq names its product granzyme B-like. Bases 1 to 774 code for a protein of 257 amino acids. Gene Ontology annotation, cellular component: cytoplasm; intracellular membrane-bounded organelle. Lineage: Eukaryota; Metazoa; Chordata; Mammalia; Rodentia; Chinchillidae. Gene Ontology annotation, biological process: proteolysis. Gene Ontology annotation, molecular function: serine-type endopeptidase activity. The record is from RefSeq and is a predicted model, not a curated record. The transcript has 5 exons.
AUGCAGCUGCUCCUGCUCCUGUUGGCCUUCUUUCUGCCCCCAAGGAUAAUGGCAGGGGAGAUCAUCGGGGGACAUGAAGCCAAACCCCACUCUCGUCCAUACAUGGCCUUCCUUCAGAUCAGGGAAAAUGGCUCUGUAAAAAGAUGUGGUGGCUUCCUGAUACAUGAGAAAUUUGUGCUGACAGCAGCUCACUGUGCGAAGAGGCCACAACAUCAAGAAAUAACUGUCUUACUGGGGGCCCACAACAUCAAGAAACAGGAGAAUACUCAGCAGGUCAUACGUGUAAAAAGAGCCAUCCCACACCCAGACUACAAUCCUGAAAAAAUCACCAACGAUAUCAUGCUUCUUCAGCUGGAGGAAAAGGCCCAGCUGAAUAAAGCAGUGCAACUUCUCAUGCUGCCCAAGGACAAGACCCAGGUGAAGCCAGGUACUCCCUGCCAGGUGGCUGGAUGGGGACUUUUGGCCCCAAACGGGAGCUCUUCAAACACGCUGCAGGAGGUGGAGAUGACAGUGCAGAAGGAUAAGGUGUGUGAGACACACUUUCAAAAGGCUUAUGACAGUGCUACGGAGAUGUGUGUUGGGGACCCAAAGAUUAAAAAAACGUCCUUUAAGGGUGACUCUGGAGGCCCCCUCAUGUGUAAUAAUGUGGUCCAGGGCAUUGUCUCCUAUGGACGAUCAAAAGGGAAAACUCCACGUGUCUACACCAAAGUCUCACCUUUUCUAGACUGGAUAAAGCAAACCAUGAAACACCACAGACUGCAAGGAGCAAACUAA